AUGUUUAAUUGUCCAUUAUUAUCUGGAACGAUUGUUACGGUGAAAUCUUUUUUGUACAAGGAUGACAAAGUAACUCGUCGUGGUAUCGUUUUAUCAUCAUUUACUUAUAAUUCGACGAAAGAUGCCUACAUUUAUACUGUACCGGUCAUAUCGAUAGAUUCAACGCGGAAAAAUACGGCAUUAUUUCAAAAGUCCAUUAUCCCAGAAAAUACUGGAAGUGGCGGUAUUAAUGUACCAAGUUUUUUGUGA
Didymodactylos carnosus is the source of this 249-nucleotide messenger RNA. The record is from the annotation of a GenBank genome assembly. NCBI's taxonomy places the organism in Eukaryota, Metazoa, Rotifera, Eurotatoria, Philodinida, Philodinidae.